ACCAACCGACACAGAGAGAGACGCCAUGACGCCGAGUAAAUUAUUUAAAUCCGUUUAUGAGACCAAAACCGAGCGACUACAGAAGAAUAAGACCCAGGUUCGGUCAGUUUGGGUUUUAUGGACCAUUCAGAACAUUGACUAAUGGAGAGGCGCCGACAUUAGCUCUGGAACACGGUUACAAGCUAAUCUGUUCAUUGCUAUGCUAUGUUCUGUUUAGUUAAAACCCAAGUCGGUGGUGAGAGAUGAUCGCCAACACUGAGCCUGGUUCUGGUUCUGCUGGAAGUUUCUUCCUGUUAAAGGUUUCACCUAAUGCAACACCAAGAGGGAAAGACAUCAGCAAUGACCUCAGAGAAGCAACUGUUGCUGUCCAUCAACACAGGAAUGGGUCAAAGGUCAUCUUCAGCCAGACGAAUCUGGAUUUACAAAUGAAACGCAGAAAAAACACUUUCAUCUGAAAACAGGACUCUGGACUUUCAUGACUCUGAAGGACAGAAGACCUGCUCUGUGAACCAGAUACUCUCCCAGUCUGGAAGAAACUGGACCUGAGAUGGAGGUCCAGAUGUCCAGACGCUCAGUAACAGACCAGCAGGCAGGGAACAGCGCUCCGGUCCGAAGACACUCAGAAGAACCAGCAAACGAGUUGGAGAAGAUCGACGAGUAGUUUCCUCUUCGUCUAGCAGGAUUUUAAAAAGGCUUUACGGUGAAAUGGCGACACCCAAAAACACUCCUAGAGGCGGAAGCACCCCGCUGUCCCCCAACCGCAUCACCCGGCUGCAGGAGAAGGAGGACCUCUGCAACCUCAACGACCGUCUGGCCGUCUACAUCGACAAGGUGCGCUUCCUGGAGGCGGAGAACGCCGGCCUGCGUCUGCGCAUCACCGAGUCUGAGACGGAGGUGACCCGGGAGCUGACGGGCCUGAAGGCCGCCUACGAGACCGAGCUGGCCGACGCCCGGCAGACUCUGGACUCGGUGGCCAAGGAGCGGGCCAGGCUCCAGCUGGAGCUGGGCAAAGUGAGGGAGGACCACAAGGAGCUGAAGGCCAGGAACACCAAGAAGGAGUCGGAGCUGGCGGCCGCCCUGCAGAGACUCAGAGACCUGGAGGCUCUGCUGAACUCCAAGGACGCCUCCCUGACGACGGCUCUGGGGGAGAAACGCAGCCUGGAUGUGGAGAACCGGGACCUGAAGGCCCAGGUGGCGAAGCUGGAAGCCGGUUUGGGUGAUGCGAAGAAGCAGCUGCAGGACGAGAUGCUGCGCAGGGUGGAUGGAGAGAACCGGAUCCAGACGCUGAAGGAGGAGCUGGACUUUCAGAAGAACCUUUACUCUGAGGAGCUGCGGGAGACGAAGCGUCGCCACGAGUCCCGCAUGGUGGAGCUGGAUAACGGCCACCUGCAGGAGUUUGAGAGCAAACUGGCCGAAGCGCUGGCAGAAAUGCGCAGCCAGCAUGAGCUGCAGAUUAAACUGUACAAGGAGGAGAUAGAGAAGACCUACAACACCAAGCUGGAGAACGCCCGUCAGUCCGCGGACAGGAGCAGCCACCUGGUCGGCGCCGCCCACGAGGAGCUGCAGCAGACCCGGAUCCGCCUGGAGUCCACGUCCGCCCAGCUCAGCCAGCUGCAGAAACAGCUGGCGGCCCGCGAGGCGAAGCUGAGGGAGCUGGAGGACGCCCUGUCGCGGGAGCGGGACACGACCCGCCGGCUGCUGGGGGAGAAGGACCGGGAGAUGGCGGAGAUGAGGCAGCGCAUGCAGCAGCAGCUGGACGAGUACCAGGAGCUGCUGGACGUGAAGCUGGCUCUGGACAUGGAGAUCUGCGCCUACAGGAAGCUGCUGGAGGGAGAGGAGGAGAGGCUGCGUCUGUCCCCCAGCCCUCCUCCCACCAGAGUGACAGGAAGUCGCUCCUCCACCUCUGUGGUCCACUCCCGCUCGCUGCACGGCAGCGCUCGCAGCUCCCCGGCGAAGAGGCGGCGCCACAACGACACCGACAGCGAGGCGUCCAGCUUCGCCGGCGGCGCCGUGGCGCGCACCCGCAUCACCCAGCAGGCCUCGGCCAGCGGGCGGGUCACCGUGGACGAGGUGGACCUGGACGGGAAGUACGUCCGACUCAGCAACAAGGCGGAUGAGGACCAGAAUCUGGGAAACUGGCAGCUGAAGCGGCAGAUCGGAUCCAACUCUCCCAUCAUCUUCAAGUUCCCGGCUAAGUUCACCCUGAAGGCCGGUCAGAGAGUCACGAUCUGGGCCUCCAGCUCUGGAGGAGUCCACAACCCUCCUUCAGACCUGCUGUGGAAGACCCAGAGCUCCUGGGGAACCGGAGACCAGUUCCAGACCACCCUGAUCAGCGCCAACGGAGAGGAGAUGGCCAUGAGGAAGGUAACCCGCACUCAGUUUGAAGAUGAAGAUGAAGACAUGCAGGUGGCUCACAGCACCUGCGCAGACGGCGAGUACAACCUGCGCAGCCGGACCGUCCUCUGCGGCUCCUGCGGACUUCCGUCUGACAAAUCCAGCAACUGCUCCGUGUCGUCUGCGUCCCGCUCCUUCCGCAGCGGAGGAAUCUCUGAAGGAUUGGUGCCGCAGUCGUACGUGUUCAGCAGCAGCACACCUCGCAAGACUGGAUCCAGGAUGGAGAACUGUCCGAUCAUGUGAACACGUCGACCAAUGAAGAAGUUUAUCUUUUAUCUGAGUAGUGUGUAGAAAGUAUUAGCUUUUAGUUUUCUUUUUAUACUUUUAACAUUUUUCAGGUAGUAAUAAUUCUGACUUUUAUAUUAAUUUCCAUAGUGCACCCAUGCAUGCUUAAAGAUAAGACUUGACUUAUGAUUAAAAGUUUAGUUUUUCCUUUAAGAAAAACUAAGAAAAUGUUUUUGUAUGUUUUUUAUUCUGUUUCCGGUCUUUUAGCUUCAGUUAAAUCUGAGUUCUCAUUAUCAAUAACAUUAUUUUAGCUGAACUGGGCUACAUAACUGCAGAAAAUGUA
Molecule: messenger RNA, 2962 nt
Organism: Gambusia affinis (western mosquitofish)
Lineage: Eukaryota; Metazoa; Chordata; Actinopteri; Cyprinodontiformes; Poeciliidae
Product: lamin-A-like
Exons: 18
Coding region: 706-2637 (643 amino acids)
Source: RefSeq, a predicted model, not a curated record